This is a messenger RNA of Drosophila obscura, 5972 nucleotides long. RefSeq names its product zinc finger MYM-type protein 4 (gene woc). The record is from RefSeq and is a predicted model, not a curated record. Gene Ontology annotation, molecular function: zinc ion binding. The coding region runs from base 354 to 5603 and encodes 1749 amino acids. The transcript is spliced from 12 exons. Lineage: Eukaryota; Metazoa; Arthropoda; Insecta; Diptera; Drosophilidae.
UGCGCCAUUUUCCUUGUUUGACAUAUGAAGCCGAGUUACAGUGGCCAGAAAAAGUUAUAAAUUGCACAUUGCAAAAAGUGUAGAUAAUUAAUUAAAAGUGCCAAGCGAGCCGUUUAGCAGACCCAAGUGAUGUGCGUUCUUAUUGUAGCAAUGAAAGGCAGUUAAUUGUUGUAUAAAACGUGAUUUAGAUUGUCGUGUGCCCAACGUCGGGUCCGGGGGCAGCAGAUUCCGAAUAAAUAUAACAAAAGAGGCGCCAUUCCUGAGAACCCAAAGGCCCAUCCAGUGCAUCAGAUAAAAAUUCAUGUCGAUAUAAAAAAGCGCACACAUCAUUUGUCCAUUGAAUAAAGUAUAAAAUGGAGGAAAUAUCCAGUUUAGACUCUUUCGGGCCAGACUCCAAUGCCCGGCCAGAGACAGAAACGCCCCGACCCGAGGAGCAGAGCCCCCGCGGAGAAGUCCUCGGGGAGGAGGAGCAAGCGCCCAUUGUGGCCGAACAGGACACCCCCGCCUCACCGCCUGCGGAAGAUGCUGCUGGAAGUGUCGGGCACGUGGCGGUGGAAGUGCCCAAUCCCAACGAAGACUCUGAGGAGGCACCCGCCGCCGCCGCCGUUGGGUCAGUCGAAAAGGAUGCCGCGGAGCCAGAUGAAGACUUUGAUCAAAUAUCGGAGGGCUCCCUGGACGCGUACGAUAAUCAGUCGCAAGAGAAAGCAGAAAAACCCGCCACUCCACCUCCCCCCCAGCAAGACACAGCAGCAGAGGGAGCGGCAGAGCCAGAGGCAGACGCGGAAGCGCCAGAGGCAGACACGGACGCGGCAACACCAUUAUCAGCCGAGCCAGCAGCCGAUGAUGCUGACCCUCCGGAGGCCGAAGUACAGCCCGAAGCUGAAGCACAGCCCGAAGCUGAGGCUGGCGAUGAAGAGGAGCAGGAUGAUUGCGAGGAAGCUAGCAUGGCGGAGGCAACCGAUGAAGCCGAUGCCCUGAAGCUCACGGAUGCUGCGAGCGAACAGGAGGCAGAUGCAGUCGACGGUGCUCCGGCCUCCAAUGAAGCCAUGGACGUGGAUGAAGGCGAAGCGGCCACCACUGUAGAUUCGCCGCACGAGACAGAGGUCGCAGACGAUGUGGAAAUGCGCUCCCCGGGUGAGGACGACUCUCACCCGGCUGACGAUACUGAGCCGCCCGAGGGUCGGGACGAGGUAGACGACAGCUUUGAGGAUCAUGAUGACGCUGCCGAUCCGGACGAGGCAGAGGGCGAAGUUCCUGCAGAAGAUGAGGACAAUGCAGAUGCCGACGCGGACGCGGAACCCGAAGAAGCAGCAGAAGAUGCCGGCGAGGCUGAGCAUGGCGAUGAUACCGUCGAGAAUGUGCUGGAACCCGAGGAAUCGGAUGUGUGCCUCAUUCCCGAUGACAACGAGACGGAGGUGACCGAAGCGGAGAAGGAAUGGGCCCGGGAGAACGCCGAGAAGGCUGCCGAGGAGGAGAUAGCCGCCGAGCAGGCCAGCUCCAAGACGCCAGAGAGCGAUGGGCAAACAGCCAAUGCCGAUCCUGCUGACCCAGAGGAUGGCGACACUGCCGCUGCAGCAGCAGAGCCCACAGAAGACGCGACAGCUGCCCCUCCGAAUGAUGCUCAGGCUGAUGCACCAGCUGGGACUCAGCCGACGGCAUCAGAGGGUGCUGAAGAUGACGUGCAGGACUCGCUGGCCAACGACGAGGAGGGUGCUGGCGAUGCCCCUGACGCUGAUGAGCCGACGGCCGAGGAGGCGGCCAGUGCCACAGCGGGCGAGGCAGGAGCCCCGCCCAAGAUCAUCAUCAGCUGGGUGGUGGGCAGCGUGCAGACUUGUCGGCAGUGUGGCAUCGAGAAGAGCUGCGGCUUUCGGUACAAGCGGCCAGAGGAGCCCAAGGAGGACGAGCAGGAGGUACCCGAGGAGUCGGCGGCAUCUGUGAAUGAGUAUCUGUGCGACCAGACCUGCUGCACGGCGCUGUUGGGCGAGCAGCCGGGAAAAUAUUUCGUUAGACGCAAGAAAUUCCUAGUCGAGGAGGUUGCCGGGUCCGGUGCGGAUAGCAGUGAGGAGACCCCAGUGGAGGUGGAAGCAGAAGGGAGCGAGACGACGGCAGAGGGAGAGGCAACAAGGACGGAGCUACAGCAACGCGACUGCCUGCAGUGCAAGGAGCAGACAAAAUGCAAAUACCUCAUCAGGCAGGACCAGGACACGUACUACAUAUGCAACGACGACUGCUUCAAUCUGCUGAAUGCCGAGGAGCCUGACAAGUACAAGCUGAAGCGGCACUCGAUCCGAGUGCGCAACAUCGGCGCCACCACCAUACAGGCCUCCGCCAAGAGGCCAGAGAGCAGCGUGGUGGCCCGCACGAACGUCGAGGCGGAGGCCACCCGACUGGAUCGCAUUGAGAGCUUCCGGCGGCGCUGUGCCGACUGCACGACUGAGAUAGACGUGAGCGAACGCCAGCUUAUGUGGGAGACGAUGGACUUCUGCAACGAGGUGUGCCUGCGCAGCUACCAACUGAGCAUUGGCUCCAAGUGCGAGACGUGCAAGCAGGAUGUGAGCUCCAUAGCCCUGGGCAAGUACUGCGUGAGGUUCGGGUUCGAGGUGAGGCAGUUCUGCUGCGCCGCAUGCCUGAACACCUUCAAGAAGGGCCUGAAGACGUGCUCCUGCUGCCAGAAGGACAUCAGCAGCGGGCAGGAGGGCUUCCUGGCGCCGGUGGGCGACAAGGAUCAGUUCAAGGACUUCUGCUCGCAGGUGUGCCUGCGCCGUUACGACUGCAUGUGCAAUCCCAAGAAGAAGCUGCGCACGGACAUGUGCGGCGUGUGCAACAACGAGAAGCAGGUGCGCGUGGAGAUGCUGCUCGACGACAAGGAGCACUACUUCUGCUCGAAUCCGUGCUUCUCGGCCUUCAAGUUUGUGAGCAACGUGAACGCCGACCCCUGCGCCAUGUGCUCCAAGUACUUUGAGCGCAAGAGCGCCGAGGCCUACACCAUCUACAGCGACCAGCAGGCACCAAAAGUGUUCUGCUCGCGCAUCUGCAUCAACGUGUACAUCAUCGUGAAUCGGCACAUCGUCUCCUGUCAGUGGUGCAAGGUCAAGAAAUACAAUUUCGAUAUGAUCUACCAGCUGGCCAGCGACCAGGAGACCCUCACUUGCUCCAUCAACUGCCUCACCAUGCACGGCGUCAGCUGCAACAUCUCCGCCCGUGCUGUGACCAAAUGCGACAACUGUAGCCAGUUCAAUACGCCCCAGUACCACCUUACCAUGUCCGAUGCCUCCAUGCGCAACUUUUGUACAUAUCAGUGCGUGAUGCAGUUCCAGAAUCAGUUCUCCCGCACACCCCUCACUUUGGACAGCGACACCCAGCCGAGCAGCAGCAGCAAAUCGCAGCAGUCAGCGUCCACCGGACUGCUGCGCGGCGGCAACAAGAAUUCCACGGCACCCUUUCCCACGGGUCUGCCCAAGCGCGUCAAGUUAAAGCUGUCGAACGCCAAAAACAAUUCGAUGCCCGCCAACAAGAAAUCCAUCGGAAGCGGCACCGUGGUGCCAGUCAUAGCAAAUGUCACAUCGCUGGCCACCGAGAACGACGCGCGCGGAGCUAUGCGUCGCAAGCGUGGUCGCAAGCUAGACUCUCCGCCGCCGCUGGCCAUGAUUUCGAGUAGCCAAGGAUCCACCCAAGUGGGCUCGGUGGGUCGUGGGCGACCACGCAAGCACGUAGACUAUGGGACGCGCUCGCCGUCGCCAGGACUGGCAGGCGGCUCAACAGGCGGGCUGAUCGCUGCCCGUCGAAACACGGCCACAGGCAGCAGCAUCAUUGAUUUUGCGGCCCCCAUCACUGAGACGAAGAUCAUCACGGUGCCGCCGUACCCAAAGGCCGUGCGCAAUGUAAACAUCAGCUGCAAGCCCAUGAUGGUGUCCACGGGCGAGCAGUGCACGCCGUCGAUGCGAGACUGCGCAACGCAGACGGACAAGGACUAUUCCAACAAGGUGUUGAUUCCAGUGCCAGUGCCGAUAUUUGUGCCACAGCCCAUGUACAUGUACUCGGCACCGUUUCCCGUGCCGGUGCCCAUACCGCUGCCCAUACCCGUGCCGAUCUUCAUACCCACCACUCGCAACACCGCCCAGGGUAUCCUCAAGGAGAUCAAGAAGAUCCAGGACAAGAUGCCCGAGGAUCCGCUCGAGGCCGAGUUGCUUAUGAUGGCCGAAAUGGUGGCCGAGGAGAAGCACGACUCGGACUCUGAUUCGGACAACGAAAUCAAGCCGGAUCCGGGCCUGGUCAACCUGCAGUACCAGAACAGCCUCGAGUCCGUCAACCAGCAGCAGCAGCAGCAGGUCGUCGAUGUCAGCGGCGCCGGUCACAAUCCCUAUGGCGACGACAUGCUCCAGAUUGCCCUCAAAAUGGCCACGGCCGACUACGAUAAUCAUCACCAAUCGUCAACUGUCGACCUGGAGUCGUCAAUGACGGCCAACACGAUCACCAAUCAAUCCCCCAUGGGACACGACGCAAUGGGACAAAUGAGUGUCCACCAUUUGGAUCAGCAGCACCACAUGCUGGAUGCUUCAAGCCGUUCUCCCCGUGGCCGCAAGCGAGGCGGUGGCUCUGUCAUGGACUCACCGAAUCGGAACAGCCGUUCGCCAGUGAAGAGACCGCGCGGAAACGAAAUGGAUCACUCGGCACUGCAGCUGCAGUCACAGCAGGCCCAGCAGCCGCAGGAGAAGCCCGAUGCCCAGAUGUUCCUCAAGUACACGUUCGGCGUGAAUGCGUGGAAGCAGUGGGUGAUGACCAAGAAUGCGGAUAUCGAGAAGAGUUCGAUGCGCAGGCGACCCUUCAAAACGGAACUGCUGCAAAUGACUGCCGACGAGCUGAACUACUCCCUCUGUCUCUUUGUGAAGGAGGUGCGCAAGCCAAAUGGCACGGAAUAUGCACCCGAUACAAUCUAUUAUCUUGUUUUGGGAAUUCAGCAAUAUUUAUAUGUCAAUGGACGUAUUGACAACAUCUUUUAUGAUGCAUAUUAUGAACGAUUCACGGAGUGCCUGGAUGAGGUGGCCCGCAAGUUCUCUGUACUCUACAAUGAUUCCCAAUAUAUUGUUACUCGCGUGGAGGAAGAGCAUCUGUGGGAGUGCAAACAAUUGGGAGCCCAUUCGCCGCACGUGCUGCUCAGCACACUGAUGUUUUUCAACACAAAGCACUUUAAUCUGACGACCGUGGAGGAGCACAUGCAGUUAUCCUUCUCGCACAUAAUGAAGCACUGGAAGCGCUCAUCGCAGAAUUCUAAAGUUCCUGGGUCACGAAAUGUGCUCUUACGUUUUUAUCCACCGCAGGCGGGUCUGGAUGCUAAUCCGCGGAAGAAGAAGGUAUACGAGCAGCAGGAGAACGAGGAGAAUCCCCUGCGCUGUCCCGUCCGUCUUUACGAAUUUUAUCUAUCAAAAUGUCCGGAGAGCGUGAAGACACGCAACGAUGUGUUUUAUCUGCAGCCCGAGCGUUCGUGUGUGCCCGAUUCGCCCGUUUGGUACUCGACGCAGGCUCUCGGCCAGGACGCUCUACAGCGCAUGCUGCAUCGCGUGAAAAUGGUGAAGGAGAUCAACAUAGCGCUAUUGACGACUUAAUGUUUAGUUGGGCGGCAGCAGCAGAUAAGAUGCAUCAGCAUCAGCAGCAUAUAUCAAUGUGUAUGUGCGAGGAUUAUUAUUGCCUGGCAAAUGAGGUCUGAAUCGGAGGAGUACUUUUCAGCUUCGUGCUUAGCACGAGCUUGUUUGCGGGCAAAACCAAUUAGAGCUAAACGACAGAGAGAAAGAGAGAGGAUAGGCCUAGGCCCUCGCGCCAAGGGAGCUUGAAAGUGCUAUACCAUAAAUUCUGUUUUUAAUUUACUUUUAUAUUUUAAUUUCCUUUUAUAUUUUAAUUUUCUUUUUGUAUUCAUUUUGGACAGCGUCGAGAGAGGGCGUCAUAAGGAGUGGAGUUGUAUAAAUUUUAAACGAUAA